Messenger RNA from Capsella rubella, 1233 nucleotides. Its product is annotated as transcription factor TGA4. Gene Ontology annotation, molecular function: sequence-specific DNA binding. Gene Ontology annotation, biological process: DNA-templated transcription. The transcript has a single exon. The record is from RefSeq and is a predicted model, not a curated record. Bases 367 to 1071 code for a protein of 234 amino acids. Lineage: Eukaryota; Viridiplantae; Streptophyta; Magnoliopsida; Brassicales; Brassicaceae.
UUGAGAUGCGAUCCUGACAUAAUAUUUCCUGAACUAAUAAAUAAAAUCUCCAACUGGAACUGGUUUAUAAAUUUAAUUUAAUUUACAGUAUAUGAUGACGACGCUAAGACACUCUGAUAACACACUUCACUCCGACAAAGACAAAAGACACAAAACUCCAGUUUGCCCCGCCGACACCAUCGCUGAUGAACCGACAUAUAAAGAUUUUUCUUGGUCAAGCAAGCCCAACUGCCCAACGAAGAAGGAAGUCGUGGUAUAUAAAUAUCAUAAUUGUACACACACACACACAGUACAAGCACCUCUCUCACUCCACUCUUGCUUUAGUGACUACUUCAAAUAUAUAGAAGAAGAACUCUGAAGGAUAACAUGUCAAAUACUAGCAGCUCUCAUCAUAGCUUCACAAGCUUCGCUACUGGUUGGUUAACCCGUCACAGGUAUUUCGUCGAACAGCUUACGUGCGCUUCUUCAUCUUCUUCCUCCGACGUCACUCUCGAAGAACAACAAUCUCUUGUGACCCAGUUCUUAUCUCACUGUCUUCAAUACUACCAAGAGAAAUACGCCGCCGUCUCCAUCGCCGGAGACAACGUAUUCACUUUCUUCUGCCCGCCGUGGUUCAGCUCCUAUGCUAAACUCAUUCUCUGGGUCGGCGACUUUAAGCCUUCUUUGAUCUUCAAACUCACCGACGCCUCCGUCGACGACCUCACGAGCCACCAGCAGGACCGGAUCUCGAGUCUCCGGUCUGAUACUAGGAGGAAAGAGAGAGAAGUGAUGAGAGAUUUCGCGCUCGUGCAGCAGAGCGUGGCGGAUCCGCCGGUGAUGCUCGCGGCGAGGCGAGUCGGGGCAGUGGGAAUGGUAGACGGAGAAGAGUCUGAUUUGGAGGAGGCGAUGGAGGUGCUCAAAUCCGGGAUGGCGGCGGCGAUGAACAACGCAGAUCAGCUACGGUGUUCAACGGUGGGGAAAGUGGUGGAGAUUCUUACUCCGUCGCAGGCGAUAAAGGUGUUGAGGACAAUCGGAGAGCUUCACCUCCGUCUCAGAGAAUUGAAUUUGGAGAGUGACCACGAAAGAGCUUGAUAACAACCGUUUUAAUUUGCUUCUUCGAACAACAAUGGAGUCACGAAUUUUUUUUUGGGUUUGGAAACAUCCACUUAAGCCUGAUUGAUAUAUUUAGAUUUCCUUUUUGUUGAUUUUCAUCUUAAAGAAAAACAUUUGAAAAAAAUUGGGCAUUUUUGUUUC